CUGGAAGAAGACAGGACCACCGGGGACUGGAAGGAGACAGGACCACCGGGGACUGGAAGGAGAGGAGCGUGUGCAUGGGAGACACAAAGACAUGCUCUUUCCCAGGACUCAUAAAUCACCAUCACAAGUUCAUCAUCUCCUUCGCUGAAGAUGAAGCAGGUGAACUGUACUUCCUAGCUACCUCAUACCCCAGCGCCAUGUCCCCCUAUGGAACGGUUUACAAGUUCAUGGAUCCUUCAAGGAGAGCCCCUCCAGGGAAGUGCAGAAUCAAACAAGCUCCUGUGAAGGUCAGGAGCAAGAAGCUGCCUUUCACACCAAGAGAAUUAACAGUGCUGGACAUACAUGAAAAACCCACCAGACCGCCACUUCGGAAAUUCAUAUUUACUAGCAAGCCUCCUGCCACCCCCCAGACCAGCCCUCCCUCUGCCAGUCUUAGCCCCAGGGUCCCCACCCCCACACCGGCACCCGAAUGGAGAGCAAACAAUAAGAAUUUGACCACGACAAACACCAAAGGUAAAAAACUCAAAGCCAAACAACAGAUGGAGAAUAAAUCUCUCAAAAAUCAGACAGCAGAAGCACAAAGCAAAAAGAAGAUGCCUUUCACUGUCCUCGACAAGCAAACAGCCCAACUACAGUUGAGGAAAAAGGCUCCAUUAAAAACCCUGAACAAGCAGGUAGCCACAGCACAGGCAAAUAGUGAGACCCAUCUGAAAAUGGACCAACAGGCUGUCAAAAUGCAAUCAAAGAGGAAGGACCCACUGAAGAAUCUCAAGCAGACAGUCAAAACGCAAUCAAAGACUAAGAUGCCUCUGAAAAAUCAAAACAAGCAGAAUGUUAAAGCACAGACAAAGAAGACAGGAUCUUUUAAGGCAGUGCUGCUGAAGCCAUUUAAACAUGAACUAGUCAGGAACGGCCAGAAGAACAAAACACCUUCCAAAGGAGCCAAGGCUAAGGGAAGCAAACCAGUGUCGGACACAAGGAAAACAGCGCAAAAAAAGAAAACUGUCAAAAGCAAACAAGUCCAAUGAGACGAUAUUGUUCCUUGUGUGGCUGUUGAUAAUUAAUUCAGUAUCUUGUUUCUGAGAAAUAGAAUACACUGGUAUGGUGAAUUUGUUUGUGUAGUCCUGUCACUUUGAACUGCAGUGAAGUCAGUAUUUCAAGCUGAUCAUUUUUGUUACGUCUUUAGAGUUAAAUCAAAGACAGAACUGGGCAAAGUCGGCGAACAUAAAAACCGACAUUGUGGUGUCGUAAAAUUGCACUAAUUUUACAGCACAUGCAUACGUUAAAAAAUAAACCUCUGGGGAUCGUAAACGAGCUGUGUGUCUCUGCGAAGCCCUCUGUCAUUUGACUCCACUGAUCAUGAUUGAAACCACAGACUGUGACUUAAAUAGUGAAGGUUCAGUAGACACAAGGAUCUGCUGUUUUGUCAAUUGUUUGAUUUCAGAAAAGUGUUUUUCAGUUCAUCCCAGAGCCUUCGGACACCAAUGGGUCAACUUGUUGAAUGAUCUGAGCUUUUACAUCGUGCCAACCUGUAGAAAAGAUCAGUGGACUUGGUAGCCCCAGGUAGGGACUUGUUACGUGUUAUGCAUCGAAUCUACUGUCUAAGAGCAACCUCCAGCGCUUUCCAGACUAGAGUCGCCAGAAAUACAUACCCGCUCACCUGGGCAUAUCUCUGCAUCACGUGGACCUUCAAAAAUGCAUUCCAACAGUGUUGUGGUUUUUUGGAUCCUUCGUUGGAAAACAGGUUAAUACAUGAACGUACACAAAAUAUACAUUAAAACCAGAUUCAAGUCAGGUUCAAAAACCGCGGCUCACUGUAAAUGUGCCACCCCUAAAUGUUGAAACUCAUCCUCCCGCUUUGUAGGGAAAUCUUCCUGUCUGCUCUGCUGCAGGCACUCAUCAGACGUCCCUCCGGUUAGUCAUUACUCCUGUCUGUGCUCUGAGACGUUUGUAGAGUCUCAGUGGUGGGGCAGUCACGACCCCAAGUGCUCUGUUGACAUCAGAGGCUCGUGCUGUGACACGUCUGUUUUGUGACAGGCUUGUACACCUUUUGAAAUCAGAUUUGUAGUCUCCCCAAAAAUAUUAAACAAACAAUGUUCCCUACACAUUUUGUGCGCAUUUUGAAGUCGACCUCUUUCUGGGUAUGCUCAAAUAAACAAGAUUCACAUAUGAUUUCAGCACCUCCUAUGAUGUAUAUCCAGAUCAGUCAUGUUUUCAUCACUCUGCGGGAGUUCUGUAGUCAGAAGAAUUAAUAUAUUCUGAAUGUUGUCCCAACUGUAGCUCGUGAUCAUGUGAGCAUAACCCCCCUCAGAGGUCCAGGCCUGCAGUAGAAUCCAGGGCUACAGAUGGAGAUGAAACAUGGAGACAUAGUUCUGUUGCCAUGGGCUUGACACCCAUGACGACCACGAAGACCUAUCACAACUUUGUGAGAAAUUUAACACGAUUCCGCCACCUACACUGAGUCUAAAUAUGAUUAACAGUUAUACUACAGUAAAACCAGGCAGGAUUCAUUGCUAUUAUGAGACAACUUUAAUAUGCUUUAUUGCUGCAACUGAAGCACUUCUGGCAGAAACUAAAGUGAACUUGUUAUCAGUAGAAUCUUUGCUGAUCUGAUUUAUACAAUCUUAGACAUUAUACAACAGUUUACUUGCACACUAUUAUUUUCACUUUCCUUCAUGUUUGAAUUAUACACUAGAAGUAGUUUUCUUGGUGAACUCCCCCGUAAGAACUUUCCAAACACGAUCCUGUGAUGAAACCAGUGUGUGUUGAGCAGGUGUGAUGAUAUUUAUCAGACAUUUUCAAAACAGGGAUAUUGAGUGGGAGGGAGAUGAAAGGUGAACAAAACUGCCACUAUUCUGCUACAGAAAGAAGAUCAAAUCACAUUUAUUGAGAGAGGGGCUGACAUUUUCCCAUUUUCAAAUGGCCUGACUGAAACCAUUGGACAGGAGAAAUCUCAAGUAAUGCUAUGCUUCUCCCUGGUGGACAGGAAAUGGAACUGCAGGUGCAUAGUGACAGACUCCUCUAGUCAGACAGAGGAGUCAGUGAGUCUGACACCAUGAAGACUACAUAUAAUAUCAUGACAAUGAGAUGAGACUCCAAC
Hypomesus transpacificus is the source of this 3100-nucleotide messenger RNA. RefSeq lists its product as uncharacterized. NCBI's taxonomy places the organism in Eukaryota, Metazoa, Chordata, Actinopteri, Osmeriformes, Osmeridae. The record is from RefSeq and is a predicted model, not a curated record. The transcript has 4 exons. Bases 75 to 1028 code for a protein of 317 amino acids.